GGACCAGGGAGCCCUGCCUGCCGGCGGAGCAGCGCUGGCUCCCCCGGGGCGGGCGCGGGGCGCGGGGGGCGGAGGCUGCCGCGGCCCCGGCUUCGGCUCCCCCCGCCGGGGGCUCGGCUGCGCUCGGCUCCUCGGCCCCGCCCGGCUCCGGUCUCACUGCGGCGGAAUCGCGGAGGCGCCGCCAUCCCGGGGCAGAUGCAGGCGAUCAAGUGUGUGGUGGUGGGAGACGGGGCUGUGGGGAAGACCUGCCUGCUGAUCAGUUACACCACUAAUGCCUUCCCUGGAGAGUAUAUCCCCACUGUGUUUGAUAAUUACUCUGCCAAUGUCAUGGUGGAUGGGAAGCCAGUGAACCUGGGUCUCUGGGAUACAGCAGGGCAAGAGGACUAUGACCGAUUGCGGCCCCUCUCCUACCCUCAGACGGAUGUCUUCUUGAUCUGCUUCUCCCUGGUGAGUCCAGCCUCAUUUGAGAAUGUCCGAGCCAAGUGGUACCCAGAGGUCCGGCACCACUGUCCUAAUACUCCCAUCAUCCUGGUGGGCACCAAGCUGGACUUGAGGGAUGACAAGGACACCAUUGAAAGGCUGCGUGAUAAGAAACUGGCCCCCAUAACCUAUCCCCAGGGCCUGGCCAUGGCACGGGAGAUUGGGUCAGUGAAGUAUCUUGAGUGCUCAGCCCUGACACAGCGGGGCUUGAAGACAGUGUUUGACGAAGCUAUCCGUGCUGUGUUGUGCCCCCCACCUGUGAAGAAGCCUUGCAAGAAGUGCACUGUGUUCUGAGGAUGUUGGCGAGGUGCUGACUCAGCAUGUCCUUGUCAUCCUCCUCCAACAGAUUGAGUGUUCACUGGGUGCUUCUGGAGGGGGCUGUGAUGUGUGGGGCCCUUCAUCAUGUACGAAGUCAGUGUUUUUUAAAUGUCUCUUUGAUUUAACGUCAGUGUUGAUGUGAAGGGGCAGUGGGGGCGGGAGGUUAGGUGGAUGCCGUGCAGCCCCUAGGGGAGGAGCAGGGGGCGUGGCGCAGGGUAGCUCCCUGAGAUAGUGAGGUGCAGCUCUCCUUAACUUCAAGUUGAAGAGGCUAAGACACCCAUUCUGUGAUGGAAGCACCUCUGCUUGCAACGCACAGGGGGAGACAGGUGGGAAGAAUCCCUAAGGGGGGGGGUAGGGACCAUUGUGUGAUAGUUUGUGAAUGACAAAACCAGCUGGAAGGGUAGCGGGGCCUCCUCACCCCAGCACAUUGCUGGUGAUACUUAACUAACCGGUGCUCUAAGGAGAUGUGCCAGAGGCUUAUGGGAGCCAAAUAACUAACUCCAGGAGUGGUGAAAAUAAGCAGAAGACAGAGGCUGAAGGAAUUACUAUUAGCUUUAUUGAGUACUAAUCACUAGUCAAGCUCAGUGAGUGAAACCGUCCUGUGCAUUUAGUGCCCUUUAGGGCACUAUCUUGGGCGCUGUUCCCUGCCCAUCAGUCAUGGCAGAAGGAUGUUUAGCAGGGGGCCUCUCCGCCCUCAUCCAGUCUCUGCAGAGCAGGGCUGAGGUUGUUGCCUCUUUUUUCUAUCAAAACCCAUAAAAGAGGCAGUGAGGAGUCUGGUAGCUACUCCCUCCCUUUCCCGCUGGGAGUAUGGUGCUGGGCUUUAUCGGUUUGGAUGGAGCAGGGAGAGCUUUUGAAGGUUUUUGGGGGGAGAGGGUCAGAACAAAGACAGGUCCUGUUUCUAAUCAUCAUGUAGAGUGACAAGAUAAACACCUCUUAUUUUGGUACAAUAAACAUUCUCCAUGAA
Messenger RNA from Chelonia mydas (Green sea turtle), 1762 nucleotides. RefSeq names its product Rac family small GTPase 3 (gene RAC3). Gene Ontology annotation, cellular component: cytoplasmic vesicle; plasma membrane; cytoskeleton. The record is from RefSeq and is a predicted model, not a curated record. Gene Ontology annotation, biological process: cortical cytoskeleton organization; regulation of actin cytoskeleton organization; motor neuron axon guidance. The transcript has 6 exons. Gene Ontology annotation, molecular function: GTP binding; GTPase activity; protein kinase binding. Bases 196 to 774 code for a protein of 192 amino acids. NCBI's taxonomy places the organism in Eukaryota, Metazoa, Chordata, Testudines, Cheloniidae.